AGAGAGUGGCAAAAUUAUCUUAAUGUCUCUGCUUUUGUUCUGCAUGAAGUAAACGUGCCGCGUAUUCUAGAUAAUGUCCAAGAAUGUCCAUUUCUGGGACAUUGAGCAACUAUUACGUGGACUCCAUCAUAAGUCAUGAUAGCGACGAACUCUCAGGCGCGCCUCGCUUCUCCAGCGUCCAGUUUCCCGUUUCCACCUCCGCUGCCACCGAUGGAGCCGCGCUCUCCGAGCACGCUCAUGCCGAGCCAUAUCCAUCCUGCAGCUUCCAGCCCAAAGGUCCGGUCUUUUCUUCACCCUGGGGCCCCUUCAGCCCGCACCACGGAACUAGUGGUCUCCCUGCAGUCUACCAUCCCUACAUCCCGGGCCAGCAUGUCGCCGCAGGCGCCGCGGACACGAGAUACAUUCGCUCAUGGCUGGACUGCGCUCCGCGAGACUCCGAGUCUUUCCCGGGCCAGAGCCAAACGGGGCAGGUCAAACUGGAACCCCAGCUUAGCCAUCAAGGCGGGGAGCUUCCCGUCAAAAUCAGCGGACAACACGAGACUACCACAUACAUUCUAGAAUCGAUUUCCACGGCGGGACGCGAGCUGAACCUCCAUCCGACUUCCAUACAGGGAUCAGGAUUUGAAGAAAGUAAGGAUGUCUGUGAAGGGAGCAAAGACAAGGACAGCGCGGAUCAAAAUGACCCAUCAGCCAACUGGCUUCACGCACGCUCCUCCAGGAAGAAGAGGUGUCCAUACACUAAAUACCAGACCCUAGAGCUUGAAAAAGAAUUUUUGUUCAACAUGUAUCUCACGAGAGACCGGAGGCAUGAGGUGGCCCGUGCACUGAACCUGACAGAGAGGCAGGUUAAGAUUUGGUUCCAGAACCGGAGAAUGAAAAUGAAGAAACAGAGCAAAGACCAGACCAAGGAGUAGUGGGACUAAAGAGUAAAUUAGAAAUGAUCACUCACCACUUUCUCUCUCUCUAUCUCUCUCUCUCUCUCUGUCUCUCUUACACACACACACACCAGACACACACACGCACGCACACACACACACACGCACACACACACACACGCACACACACACACACACAUACAGAUUUAUAGCCUACCAUAGAGUUAAUCCAUCAUGAAGCACCUUUUUUGUAUAACCAGAAUAUAAUGGACUUUCUGAACAGACAUGUAGACCAACCUUCAUUUCUAUCAGUCUCAUCAAAUUAUAAACUAGGAGGCUUUGACACAGUAUUCAAAAUAUGCAAGAAAAAGUCAGAUCCAUACAGAGAUUUUAAUGAAAUCAGUGAACUGGGUUUGAAUCUAUUUCAUAAAUACAUGAACACAUAGAUCUAGUUAGGGGAUGUGGGAAGUCCAUUGGCUUGGACCAGAGUUUAUAGAACCACCAACAUCUAACAUCAGUGUUCAGUGUUCACUUCCUGUAAUACAUUCACCCUCAGAAAACGACUUCAUCCCUAAAACGUGUCGGACAAACUAGAGUAGAAGUAAAGUUUUAAAAUAUUAAGAUGUUUUGUAAGAAGGCUGGAACUUUGAAAUUGUUUAAGCUUAUGUUAGUGAAUGAGGUUGAUCAUACACACAAGCAACAGUUCCUUAUGGGCAUUUUCUACUUUCAGUUAACUGGACCUCAUAUAGAAUGCAGGCAUCACUAGACUUGUGUUAAGAAAAACAUAAAUACUUGACGCCAUAAGUACAUAUGAAAGGGAAAGAAGCAGGUAAACAUUUUAAUAAUUAAGUAAAACACAGAAGUAGACUGCUAACAGAAAAAUAGAAGGUUUCUUUCUUUCAAACCGUGCUAUUCCUUAUUUUUGAUACAUGAUGCCAACAGAAGCACAUAGAAGUG
This is a messenger RNA of Gambusia affinis (western mosquitofish), 1832 nucleotides long. Its product is annotated as homeobox protein Hox-B9a-like. Gene Ontology annotation, molecular function: DNA-binding transcription factor activity, RNA polymerase II-specific; RNA polymerase II cis-regulatory region sequence-specific DNA binding. NCBI's taxonomy places the organism in Eukaryota, Metazoa, Chordata, Actinopteri, Cyprinodontiformes, Poeciliidae. The record is from RefSeq and is a predicted model, not a curated record. Gene Ontology annotation, cellular component: nucleus. Bases 84 to 914 code for a protein of 276 amino acids. Gene Ontology annotation, biological process: proximal/distal pattern formation; DNA-templated transcription; regulation of transcription by RNA polymerase II. The transcript is spliced from 2 exons.